Messenger RNA from Danaus chrysippus (African queen), 420 nucleotides. NCBI's taxonomy places the organism in Eukaryota, Metazoa, Arthropoda, Insecta, Lepidoptera, Nymphalidae. The record is from the annotation of a GenBank genome assembly.
AUGGUAUUGGCAUCAGCUGCACCUGGAUUACGUCCACUGCAAGGUCGUGCUGCUGAAUUGGCUGCGACACGUGCUUUACCAGCUUUAGAAUAUGAAGAGGUUCGCGAUAAAUUUGGACAAUUCGCACUGCGCUAUAUUACAGCGGAAGGAAUUGUUGUAUCAGAACGCGGCCGCCUGGUACCAAACCUGGAAGGUGAUGGAUAUGUCCUCAUCACCGAAGGAGAGAUCUCAUAUAUCAGUGACGACGGGAAAACGUACGUCACAAAGUUCACUGCCGGUAUUGAUGGAACUCACAUGGAAGGGAACCAUCUGCCUACUACUCCAAAACCAAUUUCUGAAGCCACAGCGUUAAGCCCUGAAGAAACAGAACCUGUCCCAAUUACGCAGGAAGUAGAGCCGGAAAAUGAAGAAGUUGUUUAA